AUGGCGAUAACGGAGCCACGCAGAGCAGCUGUGGGUCCCCACGUCUGCUCGGCAGCCACCGCCGCUCACUUCAGCUUCUGCCGCAGCCUCCUGGAGCACACGGUCUCGGCCGAGAACCUCAGCUACCGCCUGCAGAGGAACCCGGGCAGCAGCCUCACCUGGCACGACGGCCGGAGCCAGCGGCCCGACGGCGGCCGGACGGUCAAGCUCCUGCGGCAGCCGGGCACCGAGGGCUCACAGGGCCGUGGCUGUGACCACUAUGGCAUCUACCACACCAGCCCCACGCUGGGCAGCCUGGCCAAGCCCGUGGUGCUCUGGACCCAGCAGGAUGUGUGCAAAUGGCUGAAGAAGCACUGCCCACACAACUAUCUCAUCUACGUCGAGGCGUUCGCCCACCACGCCAUCACAGGUCGGGCGCUGCUGCGGCUGAACGGGGAGAAGCUGCAGCGCAUGGGCAUCGCUCACGAGGCGCAGCGGCAGGAGGUCCUGCAGCAGGUCCUGCAGCUCCAGGUGCGCGAGGAGGUCCGAAACCUGCAGCUGCUCAGCCAAGAUUGUACCAACACUGUGAACCCAGCACCUCUGGGAUGGGCUGUGCACCGCCGAUACGAGACCUGACCCGCACGCUCGGAAUACGAAGAGACAGCUUCCCAGCCACCCCGGGGCUUCUCUCCUUCUUCUUCUUUCUCUUUCUAUUUUUUUAUUUUAUUUUAUGAAUACAUUUCUGUGCAGAGAUGGGAGGUUUCCUCCGGCAGACGUGGCUUUUGGCUGGAGGAAAAUGAACAAAGCGGCCGCUGGGACAGACGAACUUUUGCCCACCUGAACCUGAGGGUUUGGAGGGAAAGAGAUGGGAAGAAGGAGUCGGUGACAGACAGAGCUCAGCUUUGAGGACAAAUGGAGUGUGGUUAUUCCCGGGAAGGCUCAGAGCCACGCACAGGACGGGGGAGCCUUAUGCACAGGGGCGACAUCCCAGCUCCCGGAGGCUCGUCUCCGUACCCCGGAGCUUAUUUAGGAAACUUUAGUUUUCUCUUCAGACUGGGCUGUCUUCCAGCAUCCUAGGACGUAAGGUUGUCAGUAGCAAAUAGGAUGACCCCGCCAGCCAAAAAAAAAAAAAUAAAAUUUAAAAGCGGGGCCAAGUCACCAGCACCCAGCUCCACUCGGUGAGUUAAAAAGGGAGCUGAGUCAUCAGAGCUGGAAAAUCCGGGAGCAAAGGCAGGGUGGAUGAGCCAGGAGGGUGCUGUUGGCUGGAGGAGACUGCACCAGGAGCUCGUCUUUCAUCCAUCCUCGUUUGCUGGCAGACGGGGGAGUUGAC
Messenger RNA from Calidris pugnax (ruff), 1309 nucleotides. Its product is annotated as sterile alpha motif domain-containing protein 10-like. Gene Ontology annotation, biological process: cell surface receptor protein tyrosine kinase signaling pathway. Gene Ontology annotation, molecular function: protein binding. The transcript is spliced from 5 exons. Bases 1 to 615 code for a protein of 204 amino acids. The record is from RefSeq and is a predicted model, not a curated record. Gene Ontology annotation, cellular component: cytoplasmic side of plasma membrane. Lineage: Eukaryota; Metazoa; Chordata; Aves; Charadriiformes; Scolopacidae.